This is a messenger RNA of Mandrillus leucophaeus (drill), 2198 nucleotides long. It is a transcript of the gene CDRT4, whose product is annotated as CMT1A duplicated region transcript 4. The record is from RefSeq and is a predicted model, not a curated record. The coding region runs from base 1 to 456 and encodes 151 amino acids. The transcript is spliced from 2 exons. Lineage: Eukaryota; Metazoa; Chordata; Mammalia; Primates; Cercopithecidae.
AUGGAUGCAAGAAGGAUGAAGAAAGAAGGACUCACAGAAAACACUGGACUUCCCCGGAAGCUGCUUGAAAAACACGACCCCUGGCCAGCCUAUGUCACCUAUACCUCCCAGACAGUGAAACGACUCAUUGAGAAAAGCAAAACUAGAGAACUGGAAUGCAUGCAUGCCCUUGAAGAAAGCCCCUGGGCAUCUAGGCAGAAUAAACCUUCCAGCGUCAUUCAGCCAAAAAGGAGAAAGUCAUCCAAGUCUUCCGGCAAAGCUGUGUUCAGGGACAUGCUGUCAGAAUCCACGUUAUCAAUGUGGGAUGCUUAUUCGGUCUCGGCCAUGGCUCCUACCGUGAUCCCAGAACCCACACGCUUACAUACGGAUUCCAGAGACUGUCCAGCUGAAAACUAUAACAAGAUCAUCUUUGCCCGAAAGCCUGUGAUGAGGAUGCUCUCUACAGUUCGCUACUGACCAACAAGGAGAAACAUGCAAAUGUUUAGCUAGGGGUCCCUGCAGCCAUCCCCCAAGAACGUACAGCAAUUAAGCUCCAUUUACCACUCAUUUCAUGGUGUCCUUUAAAUCUGAACUUGCUCUUGCUCAUGCAGAGCUUGGUUGAGAGAAACCAGAUUAGAAUGUGAGCUGUAGGUGGGUGGGUGAGUGUGUGCCCUCCCACACUGCUCUCUGGUGGGGUUGGGCAGUCCCCGGCUCUAGUCUCUGCCACAGAUGCUCAGGACCAAAAUGUGGGUGAUUCGUCUGGGUCCAGGCAGGAGAUAGAAAUCACACCAGCUAUUUUAUUAGAGAUAAUAUAAAGGAUGAUUAACCAGGUGACAGUAAAGGGCAGGAAAGGAAUACAAAGGUAUGCAUGGAGGUAGUACCACAGGAAGCAGGCAUCACACUUGAGGCUUGGGAACAAGAGGAAGAUGCUGGACUCAUUGAAAGGUAGUUACUUGGAGAAGGGACACGGGGCUGAAUCUCAGACUUCUGAGGUGGGAGAGUGGGGAUGUUGCUCAACGCAGCUGGUAUCUCUGAGCUCCGAGGGGAGCCCCUGUGGGGAUGAUUCCCCCACCUUUGAAUUGGGGAGCUGUUUUGUUGGUGUCUCUGAGGGGACCCCCACUGAGGCUGCUUUUGUGAGUGUUGGAAAAACCAAAAACUGCAUUGAAACGUUUCUGGGAGGAGUUGCCACUGCCCGGGUGAAGAAAAAGUGCUGCUAAGGUUAGCAACCUGUCUGGCAGGGACAGGAAGCUGAUAGAAAGUGAACAGGAAGCAAACAGGAAGUGAACAAGGAGCCACUUCCUACUUCCUCCUUAUCCUUGCAGAUUCCUGCUAGCGCUCCCGAGGGCAGAGCCUAUCAGGGCACGAAGCCAGAAUGUGGUUUGUAGAAUCCCAGCCCCAGCAUCUCCAAGCAUAGGAUGGAUUUUGAAGCCAAGAGAAAAUUAGCUCUUGGCUGGGUUCUGAGUGAUCCCAUCCAGCUGCUCCUGGACCUGAUAUUGAGAGGUUUUUCCCUUGGAGGGCAAACAAAGUGGCAGUGGGGACCAGGGUGCCCCCUACUGAGAAAUGGAGAGCCCUUUUCCCCUGUAAUUCUCUGAGGUUUGCCUUGUGGAGCCGAGUGCUUGGGGGAGGAGCUCCUGGCAGGACUCCUGCUGUUAUUUGUCAGAGGGCAGCUGGGAUUGGUUCACCCAUGCUCUGAGUUGGCCCCAAAGCGAGCUAUGCUGAACUCUUCUCCAUCUCCAAGUAGACAACCUUUGUCUUUACAUGCAAGAGGGAUCCAGUUAUGACAGGCUGACCCAGUUGGUCUCGUGUUUGGGGUUUAUCUACUGAGUAAGGCUGACCUUACCUGAGUUUCUGUAUGUGCAUUUGCAAGACAGUUAAUACUAAUCCAGCACCCUUCACAGAGAUGUAGUAACUUAUAGAAGUGUCAUUUGGAAAAGUCGAAUUUGCCCUGCAAGGCAUGUUCUCCAUUCAAGGGUCUUGUGUAAACGUUUGCAGACACAGGUGCGGCGUUGGAGAACUCACCUCUGGCUCCUCUGCUUUUGUGUUGGGACAGCUGCCUAAAUUAGGAGCUCUAGACCUGUUCUUGGUUCCCAACUGUUGGUCAGAAUGAAUUUUUUGCAAAAAUAUAGGUGGUUUCCAGGGAAUUUAAAUGAUUGUAUUUUGUGUCCAUGGAACGUUUAUAGACAUGGAGGCAGGUGAUAAAUUUCUCCAGUACUUUUUUU